Messenger RNA from Anisakis simplex (herring worm), 1047 nucleotides. The record is from the annotation of a GenBank genome assembly. NCBI's taxonomy places the organism in Eukaryota, Metazoa, Nematoda, Chromadorea, Rhabditida, Anisakidae.
AAAUUUAACCUCACUCAAAUCAUUGUUUACGUAUGGUGCCGUUCCAGCGGCCUUAUUUUGUACGGGAGCAUGACAACAUCGAAGAAGGAGAAUUCGAGCAAGAGCACAACUGCUAGUGGAGUGACCGACAGUGUUGGGUUGCCAAAAAGCCUGAUAUCGCAUCCAAGGUUAACACCAUUUAUUCAAACCGAUUUAACGAAUUCAAUGUUGCAAAUUGGUGACCAGCUUCGUGAACGAUGGGUUAUAAAGGGUUUAAUUGGUCAUGGUGGUUACGGAGAAAUAUACUAUGCUAUUGAUACGACGAAUGAUGAACCUGUAGCAGCUAAAGUUGAACCUGUAAAGCGAAGAGGUAAAGUUGUCAGAAGAAUGAUUCUUGAGCAAAAGGUAUUACUUCGAAUGCAAGGCAAACCACACGUGCCAAUGAUGUGGGGAUCAGGAGUGGAGCGAACGAUUAAUUAUAUCGUAAUGCAAGCGAUUGCUGGUCUGAGGGAUAUGCACAGUUUUGGUUAUCUUCACCGUGAUAUCAAACCUGCGAAUAUGUGCUUCGGAUUAACCGAAAAAAGCAUGCGACGGCUAUUUAUCGUGGAUUACGGCCUAGUGAGACGAUUUCGGAGGGAUGAUGGGCAACGAAUUCCACAACGAUCUCGAGUGGGAUUUCGCGGUACAAUGCGAUAUGUAUCGAUGCGAGUGCACGAUCGUAAAGAACAAGGUCCUUCCGAUGAUAUGAUUGCCCUUUUCUUUUGUCUGCUCGAGGUGCUCAAUGGAGAGCUACCCUGGAAAUACAUCAAUAGUGACAGCAAGAUGAAAUCAAUGAAAAUGGAAUUGGUUGGCGACGAUUUCGCGAAACUUACACAAUGUUUCGGUAAGGAAAUGGGGGAAUUUGGCAGAACAGUCAUGAAUAUGUCCGCGGAUGAUGAACCGAACUAUAAUGACCUUCAAUUAAUGAUGAAGCGAAUGUGCGGUGGACGACAUUUGAACGAACCGUAUGACUGGGAAACUGAAUACGUCGAAGUAUUCACAGAUAUUCUUAGCAAUAUGGAAUCAUGA